AUGAGCAAAAAUAAUAUGACCGACUUCCAGCGGACUCGUAGCAAGGUGUGGUUUCCCAACUUAGACGAUGACGAUGAAGAUAUUCAUCAUUCGUGGCGCCGACAACCAUCGUCGUCACCAGAAAGCAGACGUAUAUCGUCCGGCAGCCCAAGCAACGGUAGUCACAAGUCACAGGACUCCGGKUUUUCGGACUCCGAGAGUAGUCCCUUAGGAUUGUCGAAAGCUUUACUGAAAGAAGACAAACAGCAGAAAAAUACUAAUGCAUUUACCGACCAAUUGCCAGACGGAGUGUUACCCGAAGCACUAGUUCCUAGAGUUCCUUCGCCUUGCGAACCUCAACCACAAUCACCAAAUCAUUGCAAUUGUUUUUUACCAGCUUGCGAAUUGUCUAGAAAGUUCCGUUCGUUCGAGUACGUCGCCGUCGAGGAAACAUCACCAUUCAGACCGACGCCAAAAAAGUACGAGGAAGAACCACGCACGCCCAACCGGACGUGUUUUAUCGUUGAUGAAUUGCCGAAAACCAGCGUAGUAUUGUUGACGCCGAGUUCGGUGAAAAGUUUUGACGGUCACUUCGAUCAGUCAGAAAAUGUUACUGUUGUAGAAAACAUUAAACAGGACUGCAUCAAAAAUAACGAUUUGAUUAUCGAUCCACCCACACCGUUUGUCGACCGUUUUAACGAUGCAGACACUGUGAGUCUAUGUGAAUCCGACAGACCGGGCUCACCUGAGCAUACGUCUACACCGAAAUCAACCAAAAACAGAUGUUGUACUCCCAGAUUACAUUAUAGAAAAGAUCUACAACUAAGAAAACCGAAACAUUUAAAAGAUAGCUUUAACAGAAUUGAACGUGAAAACGAAGUGCCUGUUGGACAGUGGCUUAAUGAACUGAGAUUUAGAUGUGAACCGGAAUGCAUGACCACUUUACAAUCGAAAUCAAUAGCAACUUCUGAGGAUAUGUGUCGUUUUUCUACAGUUAUUUGCACCGAUUCUGAAGUUGUGCGGGACCUUUAUCAACGUACAAAAUCCAUAUCUAAUGAAUUUAUAAAAGUUUACAAUGAUUUAAACAAAUGUCCAGUUGAUAAUUUUGGAUCAUCUGUCCAAACAUUAACUGGUAUGUUGUUAGACUUUGUUUGUGAUCACGAGAGUCAACUACCUGAGGAUGGCCAAGAGUUGUGUAUGGACUUGGUAGAUGUUUCCGAGAAAUUAAGAAUCCAUGCUAACCGACGUCUAGGCAACAGAAAGAUUAUUCUAAACGAUGUGUCGGCAUUAGGACAAAUAUUUAGCGAAUUAAUCGAUGCUUUGUUGAUGAAGAAAAUACAGUCUUUGGUGGACAUAUUGGAAGAACCAAGCACUGAUAUUGAGCUCGUUAAGACGAUGUCCAGUAUCAACAGCCUAGGGUUAGAAAGUGUUCAUCUCGGUAGCUUGGUGACGAAGUGCAAUGGUGUCCGAUCUUUGUUGACUGUUUGUAUAGAAGCAGCGUCUAGUGUAGUUAGAUCAGCUGCAUUGCGCACACUUGCCAUGGUGUGUUGCUCGUCUGACAGCAUCAGACAAUUCGAAAAGGCCGGAGGCGUGGAGAUAUUAUCCGAUGUAUUGGGUGGUAAAAACCGCUCGGAAAAAGAACUCACCGACGCCGUGUCAGUGUUGGCUCAGAUCACCGCUCCUUGGAUCGAAGACAACCACGUCGUCAACGGGCUCAGCGAAUACUUGGACACGAUUAUAUCCUCUUUGACGUACUUGGUGGAGACCACGCAGUCGUCGGAAACGCUGUUGCUGUCGUCCGCUGCGCUUGCCAACAUCACGUUCAUGGAACCGAACGCGAUAUGGACCAUAUUAAACAUGGGCACCGCCGGAUCGCUGAUAGAAGCGGUACGGAAGAACGGCACCAAGUCGUCGGUGUUUUUGCAAGAGCAAACGGCCACGCUUUUGGCCAACAUGGCAGCGGUCCCCGAGGCCAGACCACACAUGGCGGCCAACCACGCGGUGGUCGCUUUGCUGUGUUUCCUGCAAGUCCGGCACUCGCCGUUGCAACGCGUUCCCGAGAUAUUGGCCGCGGAACGGCUACAGCACAAGACAGCCAUCGCCUUGUCCAGACUGUGCAGUGACGUAGAAGUGUCGAAACAAUUCGUGGAGCUCGAAGGCGUUAACCGUUUGAUAAGGUUGUGCAAAGACGAACGAGAACGAAAUCAUAGUGACGGUGUUCUAGUAGCGUGCUUAGCUUCGCUGCGGAAAAUCGCCGCAAAUUGUGGCAAAGAAAUAAUGAACCAAUACGACGCCGCAGAACUGAUUGAACCGAGACUGUUAGACUCAUUCCUUUUGUAUUCAUCGAAACAAGAGAGUUACGUUUAGAUUUUUUAACUCUCGGCGAAUAAAUCAAAUUUAUUUGUAUUAUUAUAUUAUAUAAUAUACUAAAUAUAAAAUAUGUACCUACUUAAUUUAUGUAUGUAUACAUAUACUGAUAUACUUACAUGAUUAUACAAUAUGAUGUAUUAAUAACUGUAUGUAAUUGCAUGAUCCAUCCAGAUUUUUGAAUUGUUUGAAAAUUAAUUUUUGACAAAUUUUAUUUGAAAAUGAUUUAAUAMUGAUUUUUCUUAUUAUUUCCCAAUUUCCGGGGGGAGGGUUACAAACCCCUACCACCCUUCCUACUCCACURACUGUAUGCCUAUACUAUACAAUAUUAACCCGAUAUGAGUAGGUUGGUACAGCUCUCGUGCCAUCGAAUCCGAAUGGGGGAGUACUGAAUAAUAUAAUUUGUUGAACGUAAUAGAAUACRAUUUUUUUUAGUAUGAUAUUAUAUGAAAUAGGUAUCUUCCUCUGAGGUAGGUGCCUAUAUUACUCUAUCUAGUCCGAAUCAUGACAAGACGUGCCAACGUAGAUAGUAUUAAUCAGGGCCUAUCCUUUAGAUACGAUCGAUGUGUGCGACGGCACAGGGGCGCCAAAAUCAAGGGGGCGUGCGGUUGCCUAUUUAUAUAUUUAAAAACAGGGUAAAAGGCGCCGAAAUAAUACUUGCACUGAGCGCUGAAAAAGCUAGAGCCGGCCCUGAUAUUAAUAUUUGGAAGGUACUAUAGGUAUAUAUAGUAGCGUAUAUAUUUUGUUCAAAUAGGUCUGUAACUAG
Molecule: messenger RNA, 3112 nt
Organism: Diuraphis noxia (Russian wheat aphid)
Lineage: Eukaryota; Metazoa; Arthropoda; Insecta; Hemiptera; Aphididae
Gene: insc
Product: spindle orientation adaptor protein inscuteable
Biological process (GO): establishment of mitotic spindle orientation; asymmetric cell division; regulation of asymmetric cell division
Cellular component (GO): apical cortex
Molecular function (GO): cytoskeletal adaptor activity
Source: RefSeq, a predicted model, not a curated record